AUGGUCAUUGACUCGGGACGGGAGACUCUAUCCUACAAGGCGGGUGAGAUCAAGGCGGAUGCCUCAUCUAAGCCAGAUAUCAAGGAUAUCAACAUCACACUGGAUAAGGAGAGCAGUAAGCCACUUCCUGUGACUCUCCUCUCUGGGUUCCUGGGCAGUGGAAAGACCACACUCCUCGAGCAUAUUCUCCAGUCAUCUGACCAUGGCCUUCGCAUUGCCGUAAUUGUCAAUGACAUGAGCAGCCUCAACAUCGACGCCACCCUUAUCACACACCACACCGUCUCCCACACUAAAGAGUCCCUGAUCCAGCUCCAAAAUGGCUGCAUCUGCUGCACACUCCGUGGUGAUCUCCUCUCCGAGCUCGCGCGCCUGACCACCCUGAAAGAGGUCGAGUACGUCGUGAUCGAAAGCACGGGCAUUAGCGAGCCCAUGCAAGUGGCCGAGACAUUCACAGCGGAGUUCAGCGCCGCGAUGGUUCAAGCCGAAGCUGAGGGAGGUGUAUUAGACGAAGAAGGCAAGAAGAUUUUGCAUCAGAUAAACACCCUCGGUGGUCUCCACCAUCUCUCCACCCUCGACACGACAGUAACAGUCAUCGAUGCCUUCAACCUCCUCUCGAACCUCGACACCACCGACUUCUUGUCUGACCGCUACGGUGCGGACACGAUCAUUCCCGAGGACGAACGCACCAUCUCCGACCUGAUGGUCGACCAGAUCGAGUUCGCGGACGUGAUCCUCAUCAACAAGAUGGAUAUGCUGGCGUCGCGGCCGCACGACCGCGACCGGAUCAUGCGGCUCGUGACGACGCUGAACCCGUCGGCGAAGGUCCUGCAGACGAGCUAUUCCCGCGUGGACGUCAAGGAGAUCCUGGGCACGGGCCGGUUUGACUUCCUCAAGGCGGCGUCCGGGGCCGGGUGGUUGCGCAGCUUGCAUGAGAUGAGCAAAUUGAGGAUGGGGAAUGGGGAGGAGAGGUGGGCGCCUACGCCUGAGACUUUGGAGUAUGGAAUCAAUAACUUCGUCUACACUGCGCGACGGCCUUUCCAUCCUCGCAGAUUAUACAAUCUGCUUCAUGACAAGUUCAUUAUCCUACAGAAUGCGGCUGAUGAUUCUGGUGCUGAUCAUGAAGAGGAGGAGGACCAGGAACAAGACGCUACCGCUGAAUCCGACACGGAAAUGCACUCCGAUUCGGAGGUAGAGGAGGAAGAAGAGGAAGACCCGACCCAGCCCACCCCCCAAGAGAUUCUAGCCAACAAACGCGCGCACCCCCUCCUUCAACCCCUCCUGCGUUCCAAGGGCUUCUUCUGGCUCGCCACUCGACCCUACCAGUUCGGCGAAUGGAGCCAGGCCGGCGCCAUGUUGACGUUGAACUGCGGGGGUCCGUGGUUCGCCGAGGUCCCGGACGAGGCGUGGCCCGAGGACGGGGACGUGCGCAAAUCCAUCGAGGAGGAUUUCCAGGGCGAGUGGGGCGAUCGACGGCAGGAGAUUGUGUUCAUUGGGGAAGGGGUGGAUGUAGACGGGGUAACGGGUCUGCUGAAUGAGUGUCUGUUGAGCACCAAGGAGAUGAAGAGGUGGGAAAAGGUGAUGAGGGGCCGGAAGAUGGAGAGGGGGGAGAAGCAGGAGGUGAUGGCGGGAAUCUGGGAGGAUGGGUGGGAAGAAUGGCCUGCGGUUGAUGAGGAGUAUGAGGAUGAAGUUGAAGAUGAAGACGAUGAAAAUAACGAUGUCGAGGAAAAGACUGAGGAGGGGAAGAAGAAAAGGAAGAUCAGCGAGUUUAUGCACGGGGGUCAUGCCCACCACGGGCACUCGCAUAAACAUAAAUAG
Messenger RNA from Aspergillus aculeatus ATCC 16872, 1815 nucleotides. Its product is annotated as CobW domain protein. The record is from RefSeq and is a predicted model, not a curated record. Bases 1 to 1815 code for a protein of 604 amino acids. Lineage: Eukaryota; Fungi; Ascomycota; Eurotiomycetes; Eurotiales; Aspergillaceae. The transcript has 5 exons.